Molecule: messenger RNA, 2159 nt
Organism: Mercenaria mercenaria
Lineage: Eukaryota; Metazoa; Mollusca; Bivalvia; Venerida; Veneridae
Product: probable serine/threonine-protein kinase pats1
Exons: 9
Coding region: 24-1829 (601 amino acids)
Source: RefSeq, a predicted model, not a curated record
GUCUGCCGAAAGAAAUUCUGACAAUGGACAGGCAUUCAAUAGAUUUGUACAAGAAAGCGUUACGUGAUGGAAGAGUGUCCGUUCACAAUAUCCGCGUUAUGGUAGUUGGUCCUUCUGGUGUUGGGAAAACAACGUUGACAAAGCGUCUCUUAGGGGAGCCGGUUGAUAUUACCGAACGAGUCAGUACAGAUGGUAUAGACGUUCAUGUUCAUAGGUGUAAGAUCUCUCUCAAAGAUGGGACGUGGAUUUUGCCAAAAUCUGUGGAUGAGGCGUAUACACAGGACCUGAGGCAUUUGAAGGCUGACAAAGAAAAUUUGGGCACAAUGUCGUUGUGGGACUUUGCCGGACAGUAUGUGUUCUAUGCAACCCAUCAGGCUUUUUUCUGUCGUCGAGCAGUCUACUUGCUUGUUACAAAUAUUUCCAAGCACAUUGAUAAUACAAUAGAUGGCGAUCCCUGGCAUACUGACUGCAGAGGAGAGGCAGAGUGCAGAAUUGCAGAAAAUACUGACUUCUGGUUGAAUUCGAUACACGAGUUUUGUAGUAACGGAAGAGAAAGUGGACCUCCUGUAAUUUUGGUUGGCACUCAUGCAGAUCUGUUAAAAAAAAAGGACAUCUCUCCAGAUGAUGCUUUCAGUUCUUUGAGAGAAUUCCUGGUUGACAAGGUAGCAAGUUGUCAUUUGACCACAGAGAACUUUCUUAUAGACAACACUGUUGAAGAUGAGACUAUUCAGUCUCUACGAAAACAUAUAUUCGAUGCAGCUUCCAAACAGCCCUACUGGAGUGAGGAUAUCCCAGCGAAAUGGGUCAAAUUAGAAGAGGUCCUGAUGACAAUGAAGGAGAAAAACCUAAAGGUAUUACACAAAGACAGACUGAAAGAACUGAACAAGACAUUGCCUGUACCUAUUGAAACUGACAUGGAACUAGAAUUAUUCUUGCAGUUUCAUCAUGAAAUGGGGAACGUCAUGUAUUUCAGCAAAGAUGACUUGACAGAAUACAUCCUUUUAGAUCCACAAUGGUUAAUUGAUGCCUUUAAGAGUGUGAUUACUGCAGAAUCAUUUUACUUACGUCGGAGUAAUACACGGAAAGAAUGGAUAGAGUUCAAGGAAACAGCUAUGUUAAAACCUGUGUUGAUUGAUGCAGUCUGGGAAAAGGGCGGCGAAGACAAUGGUUACAACAAAUAUAGGAACCUGUUACUGACUUACAUGGAACAUUUAGGAUUGGUGGCUAGACCAGUACAACAAAAGGAACUUUCAGUCAAAGACUGGUAUUUUGUCCCAUGCGUGCUGAGACAACGUCCUCCAGAAGAAGUAACCUCUUAUUGUGAUUCUACACAUUGCAAGUCUACAAGUAAACUCUGCUAUACGACGGCUGGAAGAUUCUUGCCAGCUACGGUGUUCAACAAACUACUAGCUGCAUGUCUACAAAGAUGGCCAUUAUCAAAAAGAAAUGGAAAAUACAUGAUUUUCUGUGGAGGCGCUAUUUUUAUAUUGGAAGACAAUCACUUUCUUAAUAUGUUCCUGUAUGACCACGUAAUGCAGAUCUGGAUAACACGGCGGGGUGGACAGUUUCCAAAUAUUUCACUGUGUAAGGAAACACAAGCCAAUGUCGAAUAUAUAGUGAAAACAAGAAUCAGAAUGCACAGCGAGAUCAUACGGUUUGUUAAAUGUCCAAAAGUUUCUAUGUACUCAAACGAAAACAUGGUUAAGUUUAAACUCAGUACACUGGAAAUCAUUUGCUAUUGCCAGGAUUCCGUACAUGUCGUUCCGUAUGAUGAUUUGACUAAAUACUGGUCGUGUGAUCAAGGUACAAUUCACUCACGUAGUAAGUAAAGUUUUGAUACAUGAGAUUGAGGCAAAUAAAAUAUAUAAGUUCAUAUAAUAUAAUAUUCAACCACAGAAAGUAACAGUUAAAAUGUCUAGGCCUUCUCAACUUAAUUUAAAGAUUGCCGAAUUAUAUGUUUUAUUUACAAGGUAUCCUCAGUCAGUACAUACGAUUUAUAUACUUUGUAUUCCACUUUACCGCAUGUUUUGAUAAAAGGGAAACUAACAGCCUUAAAUCACAAAAACUUUUGCCAGGGAGAAUGCUACAUCUCUCGCUUUUGCCAGGGAGAAUGCUACAUUUCUCGCUUGCUUCUUCAAGAAAGAUUUUUGUACUUGUUG